CACGCCCCCAACCUCGGUCGCGUCAGGGAGAGCCCGAGGGACUCCGAGACCGAAAGGGGCUGGAGCUCUCCAGACACGCCCCCUCCGGAAUGCCGUCACUGAGGGCAGAAGGAAGACAGCUAGACAAACCCUACUAGGGGGGGCCUGAUCAACCAGGAGAGGAGGGAAGAGGGCCAGUGGCUUGUCUCCCAGACUGGACCAUCAGAUCAGUUCCAAGAUGUGACCUCAACGCCCAACAUCCAACAGCUAUCCCCCAAAGACUGGUGACGCCCACUUGUUUCCAGCUUUUUGAUGUGAUAUAAAUAGCAGUUGAAGAACUUAUUGUGCAAGAGAACGUGUUAGACUGAAAGAGAUGCUAAGAUGAAUGAAAAGUGGCUGCCCUCAAGAAGCUUCCAAUCCAGCCAGAGAAAUGAGACAGGAGGAGGGGACCCCAGCAAAAUGCCUACAUUGCCCUUAGAUGAACUACAGAUCAUGGAAAAAGAUCCCCAAACGGGAAAGCUGAGGACAGUGCCAGCCCUGCACCCAGACCAGAAGGCCGACCGCUGCUUUGUGAUUUACAAAGCUCCACCUGUAGACAACUGCGCCGCCGGUGUAGAGGAGUACCUGGAACGGGCCGCCUUCAUCGCUGACGACCUCGACUGGCUGCUGGCCUUGCCCCAUGACAAGUUCUGGUGCCAGGUGAUCUUUGAUGAGACCCUGCAGAAGUGCCUGGACUCCUACCUGCGCUAUGCACCCCGCAAGUUCGAUGAGCUGUCUGCACCCCCCUCGGCGGUCAGCGACAUGCAGAAACGCCUCCAUCGCAGUGUCUUCCUCACCUUCCUCCGCAUGUCCACGCACAAGGAAUCCAAAGAUCACUUCAUUUCCCCAUGUGCUUUUGGAGAUAUCCUGUAUAACAACUUCCUCUUUGACAUCCCAAAGAUGCUGGACUUGUGCGUGCUGUUUGGAAAGGGCAAUGGGCCCCUGCUUCAGAAGAUGAUUGAAAACAUCUUUAUUCAGCAGUCGAAUUAUUACAAUGAUCUGGACGAAACUGUGCCCACUAUCCUUCAGGUACUCAGUGAUAUCCUCCAGCGGUGCGGCCUGCAGAGCGAAGGGGCCUCCACCGAGCCCCAGAGACUGGAAGAGAAAGUCAGAAUAAACCCCGGCGCCAUGCCUCUUCAGGAAUUAAGAGAUGUGGUCCUCUACUUGUGUGACACAGCUACCACCCUCUGGGCCUUUUUGGAUGUCUUCCCAUUGGCUUGCCAGACCUUCCAAAAGCAUGACUUCUGUUCCAGACUGGCUUCUUUUUACGAGCUGUCGAUUCCUGAGCUGGAGUCCGCAAUCAAGAAGAGGAGGCGGGAGGAUAGCAAGUUAUUGGCUGACCUAUGGCAGAGGUUUUCCCAUUCUCGGAAGAAGUUGGUGGAAGUUUUUCAUAUCCUCAUUAAUCAGAUCUGCCUCCUUCCCAUCUUAGAAAGCAGCUGUGAAAACAUCCAAGCCUUUAUCGAGGACUUUCUUCAGAUUUUCAGCUCCCUGCUACAAGAGAAGAGAUUUCUCCGAGAUUAUGACGAACUCUUCCCUGUGGUGGAUGACGUGAGUUUGCUGCAGCAGGCGUCUUCAGCCUUGGAUGAGACCCGGACUGCCUACAUCCUACAGGCCGUGGAGGGGGCUUGGGAAGGUGUGGACAGGAAGAAAGCUUCCACCACCAAGGACUCAUCACCAUCCAAGGCUCCUGAGAGGCCUCGGGCGUCAGAGCCAAGCCCCAGGGCAGCCCCCACCCAGCCGAAGCCUGCUAACCAUGAGGAUGAGUGUGCCGGGGCGGCAGCCGCUGCGCCCGCUGCCACCGCCCGCAUCUCUGGAGUCGAGCUCGACUCCCUGAUCUCCCAGGUGAAGGACCUGCUGCCGGACCUGGGCGAGGGCUUCAUCCUGGCCUGCCUGGAGCACUACGGCUAUAGCACGGAGCAGGUGAUCAAUAACAUCCUGGAGGAGAGGCUGGCCCCGGCGCUGAGUGGCCUGGACCGCAGCCUCAACAGGCAGAUGCAGCCAGGCCCGACCCCGCUGGUCAAUUCUCGCCAUAACGUUUUCCAGAACGACGAGUUUGAUGUGUUCAGCAGAGACUCGGUAGACCUGUCUCGAGUGCAGAAAGGCAGGAGGAAGGGUGAGAACACCCGGAGCCUGCUCAAUGACAAGCGGGUGGUCCAGGAGCAGAGGGAGCGCUACAGCCAGUACAGCAUGGUGGUGGACGAGGUUCCUGUCCAGGAAGGGGCCGCAGAGGGCCAGCUUUGCAGGGACGACUACGAGGAUGAGUACGAUGACACAUACGACGGCAACCAAGUAGGCGCCAACGACGCCGACUCGGACGACGAGCUCAUUAGCCGGAGGCCGUUCACCACGCCCCAGGUGCUGAGAACCAAAGUGCCUCAUGAGGGGCCUGAGGAGGAGGAGGAGGAAGAGGAGGAGGCUGAAGAAGAAGGCCCGAAGCCGGAUCACUUUAUCCAGGACCCCGCCGUGCUGAGGGAGAAAGCAGAAGCCCAGCGGAUGGCCUACCUGGCCAGGAGAGGGUACAGGCACGACGGCUCUUCCACAGUCACUGGCAACCCUCGGGGCCACGGGCAGAGCCGAGAGACGACCCAGGAGCGCCGGAGGAAGGAGGCCAACAAGGGGGCCAGAGCGAAUCACAACCGGCGGCUCAUGGCCGACAGGAAGAGGACCAAAGGCAUGAUCCCGUCCUGAGCGUGUCCCCACCCCCACCCCCACCCCCGGAGGGCCCCCGGCGCCCCGGCCCCCCCCUCUAGCCAAAGCAUUGACCCUGAGGCCGCUGGGGAUUCCGACCGCUCCCUGGGGCCGAGGCCAGAGAGCUUCUUGUCUUCCCCUCCAUGACCGUCAGCUCUGGAGUCCCGCUGGGAAGCCGGGCCAGCGGCGACUCUAGGACCUUCCCUCUGAACACCGAGUGCCUUAUCCACGGUGGCCGACUCCAGGCCCGAGGUUUCGAGCACACGGCCCGGGCGGCCCUCGGACCGGGCCCAGGACAGGCCUUCCUCCUCAUGCAGGGUGUGGCCGGGCUUUUGGCCGGCGCGGCAAGAAUUCUGUAUAUAAGACCCACAAUAAACUCUCUGAAGCCAUCAGGCAUUGUCCGUGGAGGCCGGCAGGGCCCCCAACCCUCCCCGGGAGGCCCUCCUCCCCGCAGAGCCCGGCUUCCUCAUGCCUUUCCUGACUCACUCCAUCCUCACGGGAAUCCCACCACUUCCCAUUUUACAGAGGAGGAAACCGAGGCUGGGGGCAAGGAGGGACUGGCCCCUUGGGCCGGCAUCAGGGCCGGGAGCAGAGCCCAGGUCCCUCGCCUCAGGCCGGGCUCCACCUUCCCCAGCAUCGGGAAGAAGACGGGAAGGAAGGGGAGCCCAGAGCACAAAUCCCCAGGGACCCCCAUCACACACUCAGCGCUUGUAGCCGCCCGCCGAGGAUGCCAGGGAAGGUGCUGGCGGCUGCCCAGCCUCUGGCCACCAUCCCCAUGGACGGGCCCCCCGGGGGGGGAGACGGGAGACCUGGGGGCAAGGAGGGGGUGCAGCUUCCAUUCCCCACCCCAACUUCUCAGCAAAAACACCUGACCUCCAGCCCUCUCCCUCCAAGUUCCUGUUCACGUAGCUCUGCCAGGCACUGGGGGGGGGGACACGUGGCAAGGGGUGCCCGUCCCGAGGCCAGCACCCUCCAGGUUACAGCACAGCUGGGGAGGCGCAUCCCUGGGAGUGGAGCAGGGGCUGUAGUAGGAGCUCGAGCUCCAGCCAGGCUCGGACACACAAACACACUCAAGGGUGCAACGUUACACACACACACACACAUAAGACCACGAGCCCACAAGGGGUGGCCCGAGGUCCUGGAGGCCGAGGGCUGAGUGGUCGGUGCAGACAGUGAGUUUAGCGGCCGAGGGCAGCAAGAGGCAGCUGCGGUGGGCAGUCUAUGCAGGAGGAGGAAGGAGCUGAGCUGGCCUCUUCCAUUCGCAUUCCUUUCACUGCCUCCAUCCUGGGGCCAUCUUGCUUUCCUGUCCUUGACAUUCCUGCCCAACUAACUAGCAACUUUGCCUCCCAAUCACUUGUGCCUUUGCUCACAACUGUUCCUGAUGCUGGAAAUGUCUUCCCUCUUCUUUGCCUGUUGACUUUGGACCCACCCUUAAAAGCCCAAUUCCAACGGCACCUCCUCCAGGAAGCCUGUCCUGAUUUCACCCCCACCCUCUCACGGAGCACUUUGUUUUGUAACACUCUAAUGCACUUAUGGAAUACUCUGUACUCUAACUCUGGUGGUCUCUUCUCCUUCUGUUAGACUGUAAGCUCCACGAGGGCAGGGACUGUGUCUCUAUGUCUUAUCUGACUCUGUAGUUACCCAGAGCACCUAACGAUGCCCACCCUGCACGAGGCUAAGGGCUUAAAAAUAAACAUUUGGUGGGUAUGAGACCUUGUGA
This is a messenger RNA of Monodelphis domestica (gray short-tailed opossum), 4426 nucleotides long. RefSeq names its product activating signal cointegrator 1 complex subunit 2 (gene ASCC2). The record is from RefSeq and is a predicted model, not a curated record. Gene Ontology annotation, molecular function: ubiquitin binding. Gene Ontology annotation, biological process: regulation of DNA-templated transcription. Lineage: Eukaryota; Metazoa; Chordata; Mammalia; Didelphimorphia; Didelphidae.